CUAAUAAGAAACUCUCUUCCAGGGCGUUUUCCUGUCACGGAAAGCAUUUUGCGGUCUUCUCCUCGAUGACCUGGAAACGGACAUGGUCCUGUUGAAGAACUCAACCCUAUCAUUGUUUGCAGCUCAGAAACGGAGUAGACGCGAUGCAAGUUUACCGGUUCUUCUGCGAAGAAGAAAAGAAGCAUACAUCGUUAUAGUUGCGAUGCCGACUGGGCUUGUCCUUUCAUCAUGUGGUCCGAACUGUCUGCAAACAUCGGCAUUCUCUCUUUCUUACUGCCCCUCUGAGCCAAUUAACGCGUGCCGCCUCUGAGGGAGGGAGAGUAGUACGUGUAAAAAAAAGUUGGGCUCACGGGCGGGCUUAUCUACAUCGU
Sodiomyces alkalinus F11 is the source of this 371-nucleotide messenger RNA. RefSeq lists its product as hypothetical. The record is from RefSeq and is a predicted model, not a curated record. Bases 83 to 310 code for a protein of 75 amino acids. NCBI's taxonomy places the organism in Eukaryota, Fungi, Ascomycota, Sordariomycetes, Glomerellales, Plectosphaerellaceae. The transcript has a single exon.